Pipistrellus kuhlii (Kuhl's pipistrelle) is the source of this 1855-nucleotide messenger RNA. It is a transcript of the gene EFNA2, whose product is annotated as ephrin A2. Gene Ontology annotation, biological process: ephrin receptor signaling pathway; osteoclast differentiation; axon guidance. The record is from RefSeq and is a predicted model, not a curated record. NCBI's taxonomy places the organism in Eukaryota, Metazoa, Chordata, Mammalia, Chiroptera, Vespertilionidae. Gene Ontology annotation, cellular component: plasma membrane. Gene Ontology annotation, molecular function: ephrin receptor binding. The coding region runs from base 10 to 654 and encodes 214 amino acids. The transcript is spliced from 4 exons.
ACCCGGGCCAUGGCGCCCGCGCAGCGCCCGCUGCUGCCGGUGCUGCUCCUGCUGCUCCUGCCGCCGCCACCGCUGCCCUUAGCGCGCGCGGAGGACGCCUCCCGCGCCAACUCGGACCGCUACGCCGUCUACUGGAACCGCAGCAACCCCAGGUUCCACGCGGGCGCGGCGGACGACCGCGGCGGCUACACGGUGGAGGUGAGCAUCAACGACUACCUGGACAUCUACUGCCCGCACUACGGGGCGCCGCUGCCGCCGGCCGAGCGCAUGGAGCACUACGUGCUGUACAUGGUCAACGGCGAGGGCCACGCCUCCUGCGACCACCGGCAGCGCGGCUUCAAGCGCUGGGAGUGCAACCGGCCCGCCGCGCCCGGGGGGCCGCUCAAGUUCUCCGAGAAGUUCCAGCUCUUCACGCCCUUCUCGCUGGGCUUCGAGUUCCGCCCGGGCCACGAGUAUUACUACAUCUCUGCCACACCACCCAAUGCUGUUGACCGGCCCUGCCUUCGGCUAAAGGUUUAUGUGCGGCCAACCAACGAGACCCUGUAUGAGGCCCCCGAGCCCAUCUUCACCAGCAACAAUUCGUGCAGCGGCCCGGGCAGCUGCCCGCUCGUCCUCAGCGCUGUCCCGGUCCUCUGGACCCUCCUGGGCUCCUAGUUCUGGCCCACACGAUGCCGGCCCCAACUGGACGACCGAAUCCAAGACCAAAUAGAGGCGCCUGGCUCUCUCGCCUGGUGCCGCCCCCACCUGCAGGGGGUUGUCUGCCUGCUCCAGAACCAGCCCCAGUGCCAGGGGACAGCCAACAGCCCCUGAGGCCCGAGGGGCCAGCCCGUCUCAUCAGGGACACUGGAGAACCUGAGAAACUUAUCCGUGAUGUUGGUUUUUUGUUUGUUUGCUUAUUUUUCAUGGUUGGAUCAGAAAGGCUUGAAUUUUUAAUUUAAUUUAUUCCUUGCUGUCGCCAGGGACUUUGAAAGGAAACACAUUGGUUUUGGGGGUGGGUGCUUGGCUCCCUGGGGGAUGGGAAUGGGUAACCCCUCGUCUGGGGGCUCCAUUUGUUGGGUCCUGGCUGGAGACCAUUGCAGACCCCCCCGCCCCCAGGUGCUCCAGGAGAGGCCAGUAGGAGGCAGAGGGUAAAGGUGAGACCCCUGGAUUCUGGCCUAGACUCUGAACCCACCUCAGAUUCUCGUCCCCUCCUCAUGCCUGGGAUUGUCUCCCAGAGCAGAAACCCACGGAGGCCCCUGGAGUCCCAGCCACUCCGAAUCCCAGCUCCCCGCUGUGUCCCGCAGCCUCUCGUGGUCGCCCCCGAGCCCAAGAAGACCUUACGUUUCUGUAAAUAGAGCCAGGAAGUGUGCACUGUGGCUUAUUCUCACUGUGUUCCUGAGGACGAACUGGACAGUUUUUCUUUUCCCCUCCCUCACAUCGUCAGGAGGAUCUCUUAUUUUGGCGGGGGGGUGGGUGGACUUUGUAGAGUAGAAGCCACACUUUGCAAUAAGCUUGUUGUCUGUCAGAGCCCCCUUCCUGUCCUCUGGGAUUAACAACGUUUAUAAGAAAAAAAAGAAACAGGACACAACAAAACACAGGCGUGGACCUGCAACAAGAACCCCUCUCCCAAAGACACUUGAAUGAAGCAAACGGCGCAUUUAUACAGAUUUCCUAUUUCUGCCCACCCUUCCUGACCUGUGUUUUAUAUAUAUUGUAUAAGAACAUAUAUGGCGCACAGCUGCCGGGGACCUUUUGUAGGGGUUGGCCUGGGUGGUGGUGUCGCCACGCCUGGAGCUGGCGACGGGGCCUCCCCCCUCCCGUCACAAUCAACUUUGGAUUCUGUAUUUUUUAAUAAUAAAAUAAGCAUAAACCUCUA